AUGGAUCUUUCCUCUUUUUCGACGCAUCUCACAACUUCUUCUUCCCUUGCCUUUUCGGCUUCGAAGGACCGUAUAAGCGUUACAAGUUAUCAUCCAACAGAAGGUCCCGGAAUAUUUUCUAGAUCAAUAUCCAAUAAUUUGCUUUCAGAAAUUUCCUGGACCAGGUUCCCAUCUUAUGUUUCUAAUGUAUGGUGUAUCACGACUCCAUCGAUCUCUACUAAUUCUUCCCUAUUGGUGGCUGGCACUGAUGGGAACAUUAAAAAUCGGAAGAGAAUUCAUGUUUUAGAUGUUGAGCGAGCAACGUUUGUUCGGGGCAUGCAGUUGGGAAAUACUUGCUCCGAUGUUCUGUCCUUGUGCUCUGUAAGCUCCGAAACGAUCUUUGCUGGCCUUCGAAAUGGCAACCUUUUUUCGAUUGAUUUAAGAGAACCACGUCGGUCUGGUGGGUUUGUUUCCACUGCCCUUCACGCAGGGAUCAGUUUCAUUUUAAAGCCAACCGCCUCUGAUUUCAACUUGGUCAUUGGAACGCUGCAUGACCAACUGUAUUUAUUUGAUUCCAGAAGCUCUUCGCAACCAGUAUUUCAAUACGAGGUUCCCAAUUGUUCUUUUAUCCCAUCGCUUUUGCCAAGGGUCCCAUUAGCCACUCUGGGCGCAUAUGGAACCCUUUUGCAUGUUGUUGCCCCUUUAUCAAAGCCUUUGUCUUUGCUCUCGUUCCUAGUUGAUUCGCCAAUUUCAAUCGGCUCAAAGCUCAUUGGUAAUGUCUCUCAGCGAAGCAGCGAUGACGAUGAUCAUGACCAUCGUCGCCAUCAUAUCGAGCCAUCAUAUUCCCAAUUAAUUUGUUAUGAGGAGAGGCCAAUUUUAUUGUGA
Molecule: messenger RNA, 864 nt
Organism: Mitosporidium daphniae
Lineage: Eukaryota; Fungi; Microsporidia
Exons: 2
Coding region: 1-864 (287 amino acids)
Molecular function (GO): protein binding
Source: RefSeq, a predicted model, not a curated record